Molecule: messenger RNA, 1779 nt
Organism: Ictalurus punctatus (channel catfish)
Lineage: Eukaryota; Metazoa; Chordata; Actinopteri; Siluriformes; Ictaluridae
Gene: hrc
Product: histidine rich calcium binding protein
Exons: 8
Coding region: 527-1462 (311 amino acids)
Molecular function (GO): calcium ion binding
Source: RefSeq, a predicted model, not a curated record
GCAUAAUAAAGGGCAAACUGCCUGCGUGUCAACGCAGACUUCAGGGUGAAACUUUUCUACGAAUGUCCUCCGGUUUGCUUGUUGUCCAGGAAAGCUGAAAGACUCACGCAGCCCAGCCAGGAGAUGCGAAAUCGUGCUCUGAAGAGAAUAUAUGUGCAUGCAACGCUCAGAGCGAGUAUUAAGACACUGAUGCUGUUCCUGAACGACAGGCUGAACAGAGGACAUCAGAAGAACAGCCUUACAGACAUGUGGUCUUGUCAGUCAUGUGUCCCUGUGCUUCCAUUUUGUUCUCUGAUUGUGUGUGUCAGUGUAUUUGCAUGUGUGUGCUCAUGUGCAUGUGAAUGAACUGAAGUGGUCACUGCCUGCAUAGGAAUCAAACAAAAAGCAGACCUACUGCUGCACCUCGGCUUGCAAAAGUUGUUUGCUUUCUUUUAUCUAGUGCAAAGAACUACAGUUUAAACUGCUUUAGGGUGGGGACACUGCACUAGACUGGAAGAUCCGGUUCCUACUUGUGCAAGGGUUGAAAAUGGCAGCUCGGCAUCAUGGCCUAGUGUGGCUGCUGCUAGCUCUGCUGAGUGUCGGAGUAUGGACUCACGAAGCAGUGGAGGUAGAGGACGAGAACCAGGACGAAGUAGAGGAGCUGGGGGAAUUGAACACAGAAGAAAGUGAUGAAGAUGGAGAAGCACCUGAUGAGGGAGCACAGGAUCUAGGAGGAGAGAGUGAUGAAGAGGAAAAUGGAGAAACAGAGGCAGAUGAUGAUGAGGAAGAAGUAGCAGCGGAAGUGGAUCAGACAAAGGAGGAAGAAUCUGCAGAGGACGACACUUCUGAGGAAGAAGACACCACGGAGGAGGGUGAAGCUGAGAGGGAGGAUUAUGGAGAGGAAGAAGAGGCUGAGGAUGAAGCCACUAUGGAAACUGAGGUUGAAGGAGAAGAAGAUUCAGAGGAGGAUGAAGCUGAAGAUGUGGACGAAGAUGGAGCUGAGGAGGAAGAAGCUGUAGAUAAAGAGGAGGAGGAGAAAGAAGAAACCGAGGAAGAAGAGGAGAUUACUGUGUCUGAUGACAAUGGUGACCGUGAGGAGGAUGUUGACGUACAUUUUACAACGGAAGAGGCUGAUGAGGACGAGGGCAAAGAUGAUGAAGAUGAGAAUGGACAAAAAGGUGCAGAUGAUGAAGCUGAAGAACACACUGGCAAUGAUGAAAAAGGAAAUGCAGAGGCAGAGACCACAACUGCAUCAAAGUAUCACAGUGGAUCCCUGUGUAGUCUGUGCUCCAUCUGUGAGCACUGCAACAGUUGUGAUGAAUGCCCGUGCGAGGCAGGAGACUCAUCAGUGCAUUGCCAACACUGUGAUCAAUGCUUCUACUGCUACAUAUGUCCUGUGUUCUGUGAGACGAUCUGCGAGUCAGGUGGCAUUAUAGACGUGAUGUCUGGAACAGUGUAUCAAACUUUGGCUGCGUAUCUUUGAGGACAUUUCAAGUAAUCUCCUAUGUCAUCCUGUGGUGGACAGCAGAAGCAAAGCGUUGCUGGCAUAAUUUGGAAACGUGACCUUUUAUCUGCCCAUCUUAUUAAGUUCGUAGUAGCAGUAUGGAGAUAUUUAAAGCAGAUAUUUUAAAUUCUAUCUUUAAGGUUUUUUUUUUGUUUACAGAAAUACUUUUCUCAGAAAUGACUAAUAAAAUACAGGCUAUUUAUUUUCAGUUGCCUCCGAUUCUCUCAUGAUAAAACACUUGUAUUCAGUUCCACUAGAAGUAAAUAAUUUCAAUAAAGAACAGAUAAGAUACAUGA